Messenger RNA from Rhagoletis pomonella (apple maggot), 430 nucleotides. Its product is annotated as 45 kDa calcium-binding protein-like. The annotation marks the transcript as partial. Gene Ontology annotation, molecular function: calcium ion binding. The transcript has 2 exons. The record is from RefSeq and is a predicted model, not a curated record. Gene Ontology annotation, cellular component: endoplasmic reticulum. NCBI's taxonomy places the organism in Eukaryota, Metazoa, Arthropoda, Insecta, Diptera, Tephritidae. Gene Ontology annotation, biological process: calcium-ion regulated exocytosis.
CAUCCAGAAUCGAGCAUAUCAAAUUUACUCGAAUUAGUUGACGAUCUGUUGCGACAAUUCGACCAGGAUGGCGAUGAUCAGCUGACAAUCGAAGAGUUUUCCGAAGUGAAUGUGGAUGAUGAUGAAGAUUUGCGCAGAAAAUCGCUCAUCUCACAAACGGUGGUGGAGAGAAGGGAGGAAUUUAAGCGCAUAAUUGAUAAGAAUAACGAUGGCAAAGCGGAUAGAGAGGAGUUGUUGAACUAUGUAAAUCCGAAGACGCCACGUUAUGCGCUACAAGAGGCGGCGACGCUAUUCAGCUUGUGUGAUGAAAACAAAGAUGGGCGACUGACUUUAAAUGAGUUAACUGAGAAUGCAGAGAUUUUCCUUACAUCAAAAAUAAUAGAUACGGCUAAUAGUUUUCACACGGAAUUCUAAAUGCAACACACACACA